AUGACAUUGACCAACCGAAAAGGGAACAUCCGAGGCCGCGAAUUUCCCACAGACACCGGCAUUGAUGGUAAUGCAUGCGAGGAAACCACAAAGGAUCAGCGAUGGGUAGGGUACCGCCAUCAAAUACCCAAUCCUGACACAACCAACCUCUACUCACCUCACCUCUCAUCUCCAAAAACGCAAAGUACAGCAGUUCUAAGGGUGGCUACUCUUCAUCAACAACAUCAUCAGAUAGUCGAUACGAAGGACGUAUGCGUGAUUCUCCAAAUGGCAAUUCUUAUAGUCCAGCAGGGGCCUUGGGUAUGGGCAUGGGAACAGAUAGAGACAGUCCUCGCAGCUACACAUCCAAGCCCUUAUACAAGAAGGAGAGAGAAAACAGAGACUACAAGUUAUCCUCCUCUAGGGACAAGUACUCGGGACAAACGUGGUGAUGAGCGAGGAGGUGCAAUGGAACGUUCAGCCAGGUUUGGUGAUUGGUCGGAACAUAUGAGUUCCUCAGGCAAGAAGUAUUAUUACAACUGCAAAACAGAAGUUUCUCAGUGGGAAAAACCACGGGAGUGGAUUAGUCGAACAGAAAAUCGGCAACGGCAGUCUAAUGAUUAUUCUUCUAGGUCAAGUCAUGAUAAACAUUCCAACUCGCGGUCAAAUAGCAGUAGCAGUGUGCGAGAUGGUAAAUCAUCGCGACAGCCUGACAAACGAGAAUAUUGGAGUUCAUGUAGUGGAAGUGGCGGUGGUAGUAGUAGAGAAGAUGUUUCUGUUAGGGAAAGAGAAAGAGAGAAAGAACGAGAAAGAGAACGAGAACGCGAAAGAGAUCGAGAAUCAAGUAGAGAAGAAGUGGGAGUGGAGCGUCAAGCUCAAGACAUGGAUAUUUCUCCAGGUGAUUCUACCCCAACUUCCGAACCUCUAACAUCUUGUACCCACGAUCCACUGCCUCAAGGUCCUGUUUUGUUGGCCACUGCAUUACCUCGGUUAACAUCACACCCACCAUCAACACCACAAACACCUGGGAAACUUAAUUCACCAACGCAACAAGGAAAUAGUAAUGCUCCAGGUCCACCGGUUUCGCUAGCAAAUCUUCCAAGACUCUUAUCUCAAAUCACAGGCAAUAAAGAACAACCGGAUAUUACACCACAAAAAGCACUACAAACACUUCAAACAGCUGCAAUUCUGUUGUCUAGACAACAGUCAGCUAGUGGGGACCGAAAUAAUAGUGGAAAUGAUGUAAUGGUCCCGCUAAAAGUUGAUACAAGCGGCAAUGUUACAAGCGAAGGACCACCUACUCCCACACAUUCGGAAACCCAGGAUUGUAUCGAUGCUCGAAAAUGUAUCCCUGGGGGGACGAAUUCUGGAGUACAAGGUUUAAGCUCAUUGCAAAAUCUUAGUACAUUAGGUUCCCUUGGAAAUUUAAAUAAUACAGGUUUACAAGCAUUGUCUAGAGUACAGCCUCCUUUAACACCUUCCUUAACACCAUCACUUGCUAAUCACUAUCGGGAAGAUUUAACGCAACACGUGCGUGCCUUUCCUGCUGAUAUUCUUGAAAAACAGGCACAGAAACUUAGUGAAGAAGCACACACAAUGGGAAGUUUGCAGUGUACAAGAGUAUCGGCAGAGUUAAAGACAGCACGAUCGAUAGUGAGGCUGACAGAAAUUCAGGCGACGUUACAGGAACAAAGGUAUAUAUCGUUGUAUUAAAAUUUUAUAAAAAUUAUAAAUUCUAUUAAAUUAAACCGAUUGAUUCUUUUAAAUAUUUUAGGAUAUUAUUUCUCCGUCAACAAAUUCAAACAUUGGAGGAGUUAAAAUCCCAAAAUUCCUUCAUGUCUGACGAUUCUUAG
Molecule: messenger RNA, 1832 nt
Organism: Heterotrigona itama
Lineage: Eukaryota; Metazoa; Arthropoda; Insecta; Hymenoptera; Apidae
Source: the annotation of a GenBank genome assembly